AAUGUCGAUGUAGUAUUGAUGUCGAACACGACAUAGAGAGAGAGAGACAAAGUCUUGAAUGAGAAGUGUAUGCGCAAGGAAAUGGAAGAGAUGUAUGUAUGGUAGACUGACCAGCGCACCUUUAUUGAAUCUUCUCUUUCUUUGACUUAACAUGACAUGUUGACUGACUGACUUCUCAACAAAUUUAUCUCUUCUCUUUCUUUCUUAAGUUGUUUGUUCAUAACAAACUAUCAAUCUCUUUUUGUUUGUUUCUCUCUAUUUCAUUUAUUUUUUUACUAAAUAACACUUUUGAACUCAACUCAAAGCAAUAAAAUGGAUGCCAUGAAUCAGUUGCAGGAAUUAAUCAUCAAAGUUGACCACCCAUUGCAGACAACUUUUCAGAAUGUUCAUCAAGGAUAUGUCACUGAAAACUUGACUCGCUUUCUAAAAGCAAGGGAUUGUGAUCCUUCUAAGGCUUAUCAAAUGUUGGUUGAUUGUUUAAACUGGAGAGUACAAAAUCAGAUUGACAAUAUAUUAUCUAAACCAAUUAUUCCUGCCCAUUUAUAUAGAACAAUCCGUGAUUCACAACUCAUUGGAUUGUCCGGCUAUACAAGAGAGGGUCUUCCUGUCUUUGCAAUUGGUGUUGGGCUUAGCACAUUUGACAAAGCAUCAGUCCAUUAUUAUGUGCAGUCUCACAUUCAAAUGAAUGAAUAUCGCGAUCGUGUCAUAUUGCCUUCUGCAUCAAAGAAGCAUGGGCGGCCUAUUACCAAUUGUGUAAAGGUUUUAGAUAUGACUGGCCUGAAGCUCUCGGCCUUGAAUCACAUUAAGAAUUUUCCAUCUCUGCAUACCACAAAGCCGUCUCCAUUGCAGCCUUUGUUUCCUCAACAGAUUUCAGGUUAGCUUCCACCUUUAUGUCUAAUUCAUUUUUCCUUGUGUACAUUCCUUGCAACUCAGCCAUGAUAACUGCCUCUUUCUUUUCUGCCAAUUCUUGGUAUUCCUUCACUUUUCCAUUCAGUGACUCAAACUCUUCC
This is a messenger RNA of Medicago truncatula (barrel medic), 1010 nucleotides long. RefSeq names its product SEC14-like protein 5. Lineage: Eukaryota; Viridiplantae; Streptophyta; Magnoliopsida; Fabales; Fabaceae. The coding region runs from base 313 to 879 and encodes 188 amino acids. The record is from RefSeq and is a predicted model, not a curated record. The transcript has 8 exons.